UGUUGGAUCUAUAGCAAUCUAUAGUCAUUGCGCAACGUUACUCGUUUAUAAGCUGGCCUAUGCCAACUACUAUAGUUGCAAAUCCGAAGAAAUGGCGACUCGUCUGCUUAAAGUUAGCUCCGCUUUGCGGACGUGCACUAAUAAAACCAGCCUUGUAAAGGUACAAAAGCAAUGGCAAUCUACAGCAUCAUCUUUAAAGGAGAUACUUAUCAAUCAACCUGCAACAAAAGUUACAACUUUAGACUGCGGUAUGAGAGUAGCCAGUGAAGAUAGUGGAUCUCCAACAGCCACUGUUGGGAUAUGGAUUGAUGCUGGCAGUCGUUUUGAAACUGAUGAAACCAAUGGAGUUGCUCAUUUUAUGGAACACAUGGCUUUCAAAGGAACUUCAAAACGCUCUCAAACUGACCUAGAGUUGGAAAUAGAAAACAUGGGAGCUCAGUUGAAUGCUUACACAAGCAGAGAACAAACAAUAUUUUAUGCUAGAUCUUUGGCAGAAGAUAUUCCAAAGACCAUUGAAAUUUUGAGUGACAUCAUUCAGAAUUCAAAACUGGGUGAAAGUGAAAUUGAAAGAGAACGUGGUGUUAUUUUAAGAGAAAUGCAGGAGGUUGAAACAAAUCUGCAAGAAGUUGUUCUUGAUCAUUUACAUGCAAGCGCAUAUCAAGGCACACCUUUGGGAAGAACAAUUCUUGGUCCAACUCAGAAUAUUAAAAGUAUUACACGAAAAGAUCUUCUUGAGUAUGUUAGGACACACUAUGGUCCACCUAGGUUUGUUUUAGCUGGUGCAGGUGGUGUAGAUCAUAAUGCUCUGGUAGAUCUGGCUCAGAAACAUUUUGGUCAAAUGAAAGGACCGGUCUAUGAUGAAAUUCCACCUCCCCUUGUACCGUGUCGUUACACGGGAUCUGAAAUAAGAGUUCGCGAUGAUAAUAUUCCCCAUGCACAUAUUGCCAUUGCUGUUGAAGGUGCUGCAUGGUCUGAUGCUGAUACCAUUCCUCUUAUGGUUGCCAAUACUCUUAUGGGAGCAUGGGAUCGCAGCCAAGGAGGAGGUUUAAAUAAUGCGAGCUAUUUGGCUCAAGCUGCUGCAGCUGGGCUAGCCCACAGUUUUCUAAGUUUUAAUACUUGCUACAAAGACACAGGACUUUGGGGUGUAUAUUUCGUUUGCGAUCCCAUGUCAAUAGAGGAUUUUUUACACUGUAUACAAACUGAAUGGAUGAAAUUAUGUAUAUCAGUUACAGAGAAAGAAGUAGAACGCGCAAAAAAUAGUCUUAAAACAAAUAUGCUUCUUCAGUUGGAUGGAACUAGUGCAAUUUGUGAAGACAUUGGCCGACAGAUGCUUUGUUACAAUCGACGUAUACCUCUUCAUGAACUUGAAGCUAGAAUAGAUGGCGUAACUGCUUCAAAUAUUCAUGAUGUUUGCAUGAAAUACAUUUACGAUCAGUGUCCAGUUGUUGCAGCCGUUGGACCAGUAGAAAAUCUACCCGAUUAUACCCUAAUUCGUGCCGGCAUGUACAGAUUGCGAGUAUAAAUAUAUUUCUUCAAAAAAAUUUAGGGCGAGUCGCCAACAGCAUCACUAGCUAAAAUUAAUAUUCAUGAUUAUUAAAUCUAUAAUAUAUAAAACAAA
Osmia lignaria (orchard mason bee) is the source of this 1618-nucleotide messenger RNA. RefSeq names its product Ubiquinol-cytochrome c reductase core protein 1 (gene UQCR-C1). Gene Ontology annotation, molecular function: metalloendopeptidase activity; metal ion binding. Gene Ontology annotation, cellular component: mitochondrion. The record is from RefSeq and is a predicted model, not a curated record. Lineage: Eukaryota; Metazoa; Arthropoda; Insecta; Hymenoptera; Megachilidae.